ACAACUUUUCAUGCAUUGGAGACCAGACCAGAAGCACUUCUGAAUUAAGAUCUGAGAUUCCUUGAGGUAGCAUUGAAGAGCACUAGGACCUGAAGAUGAGUGAACUUGACCAGUUACGGCAGGAGGCCGAGCAGCUUAAAAACCAAAUUAGGGAUGCUAGAAAAGCAUGUGCAGAUGCAACGCUCUCUCAGAUCACAAACAACAUCGACCCAGUGGGAAGAAUCCAGAUGCGCACCAGGAGAACGCUGAGGGGGCACUUGGCCAAAAUUUAUGCCAUGCAUUGGGGCACGGAUUCCAGGCUUCUAGUCAGUGCCUCACAGGAUGGCAAACUGAUCAUCUGGGAUAGCUACACAACAAACAAGGUCCAUGCCAUCCCUCUGCGUUCCUCAUGGGUCAUGACCUGUGCAUAUGCCCCUUCUGGGAACUAUGUGGCCUGCGGUGGCCUGGAUAACAUUUGCUCCAUUUACAAUCUGAAAACUCGUGAAGGGAAUGUGCGUGUGAGCCGCGAACUGGCCGGACAUACAGGUUACCUGUCCUGCUGCCGCUUCCUGGAUGACAAUCAGAUCGUCACCAGCUCUGGGGACACCACCUGUGCUCUGUGGGACAUCGAGACCGGCCAGCAGACGACCACAUUCACUGGACACACUGGGGAUGUUAUGAGCCUCUCUCUCGCUCCCGACACCAGACUGUUUGUUUCUGGUGCUUGUGAUGCUUCAGCCAAACUCUGGGAUGUGCGAAACGGCAACGCAUUUGCCACUGGCUCGGAUGAUGCCACCUGCAGGCUGUUCGACCUUCGUGCGGACCAGGAGCUCAUGACUUACUCCCAUGACAACAUCAUCUGCGGGAUCACCUCGGUGUCUUUCUCCAAGAGUGGGCGCCUCCUCCUCGCAGGGUACGAUGACUUCAACUGCAACGUGUGGGAUGCACUCAAGGCCGACAGGGCAGGUAGGUGUUUGCUGGGCCUUCCUGGGCCUCCUGGUGUUCAGGUAGCACUUUUGAGGAUGGACACGAUGCACCGAGGCUGAAAUGUUUAGGUUUGU
Leptonychotes weddellii (Weddell seal) is the source of this 1040-nucleotide messenger RNA. The record is from RefSeq and is a predicted model, not a curated record. NCBI's taxonomy places the organism in Eukaryota, Metazoa, Chordata, Mammalia, Carnivora, Phocidae.